AGUGACAGUUUUGGUGUUAGUUUUUUGGUUUUUGUUGGUUAGAAUCACAGAAUUUAUUGUUUAUUGAGAGAAACUCAAGUGUGUUAUGUGUUUUUUGUGUUCCUCGCAAUAAUUUAAUAAUUGUCCGCCUUUGAGAAAUUCUAUGCUAUAAGCGUAAAGAAUUUAUUUUAUUGCUUUUACAUACAUUUUCUUCGAUAAGCAUCAAAAUGUCUAUAGAAAUUGAAUCAGCUGACGUUAUACGGCUCAUUCAGCAGUAUUUAAAAGAAUCCAAUCUUACCAAAACAUUGCAGACUUUACAGGAAGAAACAGGUGUAUCUUUGAACACAGUGGACAGCGUAGACGGGUUCUGCGCGGACAUCAACAACGGGCACUGGGACACGGUGCUGAAGGCCACGGCGUCGCUGAAGCUGCCCGACAAGAAGCUCAUGGAGCUGUACGAGCAGGUGGUGCUGGAGCUCAUCGAGCUGCGCGAGCUGGGCGCGGCGCGCUCGCUGCUGCGCCAGACGCACCCCUGCCUGCUCAUGAAGCAGCACGAGCCCGACCGCUACAUCCACCUGGAGAACCUGGUGGCGCGGUCGUACUUCGACCCGCGCGAGGCGUACGGCAGCGGCGGCGGCAAGGAGCGGCGGCGCGCGGCCGUGGCGGCGGCGCUGGCGGGCGAGGUGUCCGUGGUGCCCAGCUCGCGCCUGCUGGCGCUGCUCGGGCAGGCGCUCAAGUGGCAGCAGCACCAGGGCCUGCUGCCGCCCGGGACGACGAUCGAUCUGUUCCGCGGCAAGGCGGCCAUCAGGGACGAGGAGGACGACCAGUGCCCGACCCAGCUGUCCAAGAUGAUCAAGUUCGGGCAGAAGUCUCACGUGGAGUGCGCCAGGUUCUCGCCGGACGGGCAGUACCUGGUGACGGGCUCGGUGGACGGGCUGGUGGAGGUGUGGAACUUCACGACGGGCAAGAUCCGCAAGGACCUGCGCUACCAGGCGCACGAGGAGUACAUGAGCAUGGAGGAGGCCGUGCUCAGCCUGGCCUUCGCGCGCGACUCCGACACGCUGGCGGCCGGCGCCAACGACGGCGCCGUGCGCGUGUGGCGCGUCAGCUCGGGCCAGGUGCAGCGCCGUCUGCCGCGCGCGCACGCCAAGGGCGUCACGUGCCUGCAGUUCUCGCGCGACGCCGCGCAGCUGCUGUCCGCGUCCUUCGACCGCACCGUGCGCAUCCACGGCCUGCGCUCCGGCAAGCUGCUCAAGGAGUUCCGCGGCCACGCGUCCUUCGUCAACGAGGCCGUGUUCACGCCCGACGGCCACGGCGUGCUCAGCGGCUCGUCCGACGGCACCGUGAAGCUGUGGUCGCUGCGCACGGGCGAGUGCGCCGCCACGCACAAGCCGCUCGGCGGCGGCGAGCCGCCCGUCAACUCGCUGCUGCUCACGCCCAAGAACCCCGAGCACUUCGUGGUGUGCAACCGCACCAACACCGUGCUCGUCAUGAACAUGGCGGGGCAGAUCGUGCGCUCCUUCUCCAGCGGGCGGCGCGAGGCCGAGGGCGGCGCGCUCGUGGCGGCGGCGCUGAGCGCGCGCGGCCGCCUGCUGUACGCCGCCGCCGAGGACCUCGUGCUGUACGCCUUCUGUACCGCCACCGGCAAGCUGGAGCGCACCAUCAACAUCCACGAGAAGGCGGUCAUCGGGCUGACGCACCACCCGCACCAGAACCUGCUGGCCACGUACAGCGAGGACGGGCUGCUCAAGCUGUGGAAGCCCUAGGCGGACGCGGCGCCGCGCGCGUUCGACUCGGAGCUUCCGCUUCCUUCGCGGGAGUGCCGUUUUAUGAUACGAAGGAUUCCGUUUUUUUUUGUUAGAAUUUAUUUUUUCAUGUUUUAUGAAAUAGUUUCAUUUUUAAGCUUCCGAACGAUUCAAAAUAGCUAUGUUCGGAUUAGGCUCACGGUGGUACGGACUGUAGACGGACCGGUGCUCUUAUCGAUCUGAUACGACUGAAUACAGACCAUAAACCGAACAAUAU
This is a messenger RNA of Ostrinia furnacalis (Asian corn borer), 2001 nucleotides long. RefSeq names its product Smu1 spliceosomal factor (gene Smu1). Gene Ontology annotation, molecular function: protein binding. NCBI's taxonomy places the organism in Eukaryota, Metazoa, Arthropoda, Insecta, Lepidoptera, Crambidae. Gene Ontology annotation, biological process: mRNA splicing, via spliceosome. The transcript is spliced from 7 exons. The record is from RefSeq and is a predicted model, not a curated record. Bases 207 to 1745 code for a protein of 512 amino acids.